Hipposideros armiger (great roundleaf bat) is the source of this 4034-nucleotide messenger RNA. It is a transcript of the gene WDR73, whose product is annotated as WD repeat domain 73. Gene Ontology annotation, cellular component: spindle pole; cytosol. The record is from RefSeq and is a predicted model, not a curated record. The coding region runs from base 66 to 1166 and encodes 366 amino acids. The transcript is spliced from 8 exons. NCBI's taxonomy places the organism in Eukaryota, Metazoa, Chordata, Mammalia, Chiroptera, Hipposideridae. Gene Ontology annotation, biological process: cytoplasmic microtubule organization. Gene Ontology annotation, molecular function: protein binding.
GAGAGGGCGGCUCCCGCCCCGGAAGGUUCCGAAACGGAAGUGGGGUAUGGGAAGCGACAGUUGCCAUGGAAGCUGCGGAGGACUGGCUGGUGGAAUCCUUGCGCUUGUACCAGGAUUUCCAUGCAUUCGACCUCUCAGGAGCCACUCGAGUCCUUGAAUGGAUUGAUGACAAAGGAAUUUUUGUUGCUGGCUACGAAAGCCUGAAAAAAAAUGAGAUUCUUCAUCUGGUGUUACCUCUCAGACUUUCUGUAAAGGAAAACCAGGGCUUAUUCCCAGAAAGAGAUUUCAAGGUAUGCCACGGAGGAUUUUCCAACAGGGCUGUCUUUGAUCUGAAGCACGUGCCAGAUACCAGGUUGCUUGUGACCAGUGGCCUUCCAGGUUGUUACCUGCAGGUGUGGCAGGUCGCAGAGGACAGCGAUGUCAUUAAAGCUCUCAGCACCAUCGCUGUGCAUGAGAAGGAGGGGAGUGUCUGGCCCCGGGUGGCCAUCUUCUCGUCAGGGGCACCUGGGGUCCUCCACGGGGUGCGGCUCAGUGGUCUGAAGGUUGUGGAUCUGGCAUCCCAGAAGACCACGUACACCUCAGGCAUCAGUGACAGUGAGGAGCUGAGUAGCCUGCAGGUCCUGGAUGCAGACACCUUUGCCUUCUGCUGCAACUCGGGCCGCCUGGGGCUUGUUGACACCCGCCAGAAGUGGGCACCGUCAGAGAAUGCCAGCCCCAGCGCUGGGUCCGGUGGAGGAAGGUGGUGUGCACAAGCCGGGGGCGGGGGCAUCGCCAGGCUGUGCUCAGAUGGCCAGCUCUGUCUUCUUGACCCCCGGGAUCUCCGCCAUCCUGUGAGCUCAGUCCGGUGCCCAGUGUCCACACCUAGCCCUGACCCGGAGCUGUUGCAUGUGACCUGGGCUCCAGGCCUGGACAACUGCUUGGCCAUUUCAGGUUUUGAUGGGACAGUCCAGGUCUAUGAUGUCACGUCUUGGGCUGGAAUGGAGGGCCAAGUAGAACCUCUCUUCACUCACAGAGGUCACAUUUUCCUAGACGGCAAUGGGGUAGACGCUGCUCCACUGGUCACCACCCACACCUGGCACCCCCACAAACCAAGGACUUUGCUCUCGGCUGCGAGUGACGCCUCUCUGCACGUGUGGGACUGGGUGGACUCACGUGCCUCCCACUGACUCCAGUGGUUUCUGCCAGGCCUCGAGGAAGAGGAGCAGCUGCUGUCCAUUAAGGGUACUGAUGUAGGACUCAGGUGACCACAGGUCCCUGUUACGAGCUGAGUGGCUUUAGGCAAGUUAACCAGCCUCUCUUAGCCCCAGUUCCUUUAUUUGUAAAAUGACAAUAUUAGUAACUGCCGCAUAAGUUGUUGGGGAAGUUAAAAGUAAUAUAUGAAAAAACAGCUGGUAGGAUGAUUGGCACAGUAAAGAUUUGGUAGCUACUCUUCUUUCAGAGCAGUUGUGUGUAACAGGUUUCAAUCCCCUGGGCUUUCGGCACGUAGGCAUCUCACAGGCCUGAGAGAUGCUGUCCUUACCUAGUGGGCUGUGGGAGGGAUUCUCAAGACUACAGUUGACCAUAUACAGUCAUUCCCUAUGCACUGACCCCCACACGUAAGCUGUGACUCACAGCAGUUUGCACAGUUGGGAGACUGAUGUAACGUAGUGACUAAGAUACCCGUGUUGGAGUCAGACAGAUCAGGGCCCAAGUCCUGCCUCCGAAAUGGGCCUAAUUCUAGUACCACCUCGCAGAGUGGCCGAGAUGGUGAAAUGAAACCCUGCAAUAAAGUGGUUGGCAGAGGGCCGGGCACACUGAGUACUCAGUGAAUUUGGCUGUAUUUUCACUCUGUUCUGGACUGGAGGACUGAUGCAGCUGUGAUGAAGACUAAAGCUAGAGUCCUGGAGAGAAGUAAAGGGAGAAGGGCUUGUUCUCUGGGGUGGAGUGCAUUCAAAGCAGGUGAGUGGGAGCCCGCGUCCUGCGCUGAAUCAGCUGGGAGGCCAGGGUCAUGCUCACCAGACAGUGGAAUUUGCAAGCCCCACAUGGCCUAAUAUAUUCCUGAUAAGUUCUUAAUUGGAAUUUCUACCUACGUAAAGAAUUUCACAUCGAAAAGAGGGGACUGAUUUAAAAUAAUCCAUACCAGAUUUAUUUCCUGGCCAUAUAAAAGUUCUAAGCUCACAUUUCUGGCUACAUCUUUGAAAACUAUUUCUAAAAAUAGCUCUUUGAAAAAGUCUCCUCAAUGGCAGCAAAUUGAGAUCCUUUGAAGGGAUUCUGUUUUUGGAAAGCAGAAAUUGGGCCAAGCCAAGCAAGUCUCGUGGAUUAGAAAGAUGACCAGGCUAAAUAAUGAACACGCUGUUGUCUGUCAGCAUUUAUUUAGCCCUCCUAUGUGCCAGACACGUGUGUGCAGGAAAUACACGGAUGUGAGGCUUUCUAAGGUGGUUUGAAGACAGUCCUUAAAGGAAAACUUAAUGUCAUCAGUAGCGACAACAACAUAGAAAGGCCACAGCUCAUCAAAGUGACUACUUGUGACAGACAACACUUAUUUGGGUAAGUUCUUUAUGUUCUUAAAAAAGACUUAAUAGUCAUUCUGUAGGUCUAGAUACAAUCAUGAUACAUGCAAUUUGUGCUUUGUUUUAUAAUUGCUGGGUUUCCAGAAAGUUGUAGGAAAACAUUUUUAAAUCCAGCACACAAAGGAGACUAUUUUAAGAGGGAGAAGCUGUGUUCAGUGUAUUUCCAAGCACCAUUUGCUCUGUAUGUCAGUCCCCACAGGGACUCAGCUCCUGCAGGCGCCCCCAUCGCAGGGACCGAUGACCUGCACAGGGCCUCCCCCUUAGGAUCUGGACACCCGAGUACAGACAGAGGCAGGUGAUACAGAGGUAAACUCUCGAACUAGGAGUCUUCUGAGUCAAUGGCAUGGUUCUUAGUAUUGCUCUGGACAUAUUUACAGCAGAAGGCUUUUCCCACUUCAUUAUCCUGGUUCACAUCUUGUCUCAGUCUCCCAUUUUUAGGAUAAGCCUGAGAUGUAAGGCUCUGCAGCAGCCCCAAUGGCAUUGGAAUAUUUCUGCCAUGCAAAAAUUCUGUUUAGGCUGAAUAGAAAUUGCUGGUUUUGUAGAUCAGAAAUGGGAAUGUCAUAUGGUUGAACUUAAUAUGUUGAGAGGAAGAAUAGGUUAUGGUUUAGAAAGUCAGCCUUUAGCAGUGAUCUUUUUUCCUUUUCCCUGCCCCAAAUAUAAUAGAGAGCUUUCCUCUCAAUUAACUCCAUGUAAAUCCUGAGAAAAGGGAUGUGGAGAAAUGUAGGCAUGUCCUGGCCCCAACCCUCCCGUAGAAAACAGUGGAGACCUUUAAACUGUAUGUAGUUAAUAACUCCGUGUCUAGCUGCCCUUCUCUUUCUGAGAAGAAACAGUUCAGCCAUUGCUGGUUCUGCAGCUGACCCCACCGUCAAUGCCAUUAGCGCAGGAGGCAGAGCCUGCCCCCCAUUCCUGAGGGCAGUGUCUCUGCGACAAGAAGCUCACCCUCGUACUACCAAUCUGUGAAAAUUAAGGCACAGAAUUACAGUGAUGAUGCACUGAGAUGGUGAUACAGUCAAAUUCAGAACUGGUCUCCGUUCUAACAGCCUGGGUAAGAAAGCCCUGAAAGCUCAUAAGCCAAGGGAGCAUUUAGUGAGAGAAACAAGAAAAGGUUUGUUGGGCUGGGAUCUGUAUCCUCUCUUCCUCCUUGUGGGUGUCGUGGUAUGUCCCCAUCGGGGACAGAUUCCUUCAUGUUCUCACACUGGAUGCUGUAAAGACACUGCUCCUGCGCUUAGAGUCUUUCUCCCACAUGGGCUCUCCGAUGUGCACUAAAAUGUGAAUUGUUGUUGAAUCUCCUCCCACACUCACUGCACUCAUAGGGUCUUUCUCCUGUGUGAAUUCUCUGGUGUAUGAUCAGACUCGAGCUCUGAUUGAAACUCUUCCCACAUUCCCCACAUUUAUCGGGUCUCUCUCCAGUGUGAAUUCGCCUGUGGGUGAUGAGGUUUGAGCAGUCGCUGGAACUCUUCCCACAUUCGAGAUAUUCGUAGGGUU